This is a messenger RNA of Plasmodium vivax (malaria parasite P. vivax), 480 nucleotides long. Its product is annotated as ubiquitin conjugating enzyme, putative. Gene Ontology annotation, molecular function: SUMO conjugating enzyme activity. The transcript is spliced from 4 exons. The record is from RefSeq and is a predicted model, not a curated record. NCBI's taxonomy places the organism in Eukaryota, Apicomplexa, Aconoidasida, Haemosporida, Plasmodiidae. Gene Ontology annotation, cellular component: nucleus. Gene Ontology annotation, biological process: protein sumoylation. The coding region runs from base 1 to 480 and encodes 159 amino acids.
AUGUCUAUUGCGAAGAAGAGGUUAGCACAGGAACGGGCGGAAUGGAGGAAGGACCACCCCGCUGGUUUUUCAGCCAAGUAUAGCCCCAUGAGUGAUGGGAAGGGCCUCGACAUUAUGAAAUGGAUUUGCAAAAUACCCGGCAAGAAGGGAGGUCUGUGGGAAGGAGGCGAAUUCCCCCUGACUAUGGAGUUCACGGAGGACUACCCGAGCAAGCCCCCUAAGUGCAAGUUCACCACGGUGUUAUUCCACCCGAAUAUUUACCCAUCAGGAACGGUAUGCUUGUCUAUCCUAAACGAAGAUGAGGAUUGGAAGCCCUCCAUAACGAUUAAGCAAAUACUGUUGGGCAUCCAGGACCUGCUGGAUAACCCCAACCCGAAUUCGCCUGCACAAGCGGAGCCCUUUCUGCUCUACCAGCAGGACAGAGACUCGUACGAAAAGAAGGUCAAGAAGCAGGCCAUGGAGUUUAGGCCCAAGGACUGA